AUGCAUUUUCUUUGUGCUUUUUUGCAAGGCGUUUCUUUGCUUCGACGACGAUAUAAUUUUUGUCUCUUUUCUGUCACAGGCCACAUUUUAUCCCUACCCAUCGGCCAUGUACGAAGAGGAUCUGAUCAGCCAGCGGGCAAGAGCUUUCCCGCUCAGCCAUGGACUCAUGUCGGCGCCACAGGCGUUCUCUUUCGGCUUUUCCGUGCACCCAGCACACGACCCAAUGUCUCUCACAGAAAAAUUUUCUAUAUAUUUCUCUCACUUUUUUAUUAUCCAUAUUAUUCUCUCUUUCUCUCACUCACUCACUCACUCACUCACUCUAUUUCUCUCUUUCACUCCUUCUUUUUCUAUAUCUAUCUAUCUCUGUAUUUUUCGUUCACUCUCUUCCUCUCUCUAUUUCUCUCUUUCAUUCUCUCGCUUUCUCUAUUCUCUCUUUCUCGUUAUUUCUCUCUUUCUCACACUUUUUCUCUCCAUUUCUCGCUCUCUUUCUCUCUAUCUGUCUCUCUCUAUUUCGCUCUUUCAGUCUCUCUAUUUCUCUCUCCCAUUCUUUCUAUUUCUCUCUCACUCUCCCUAUUUUAUUCUCACUCUCUCUCUCUCUCAAUCUCUCUUUCUCUAUCUAUUUCUUUCUCAUUUUCUUUCUUUCCUUCUCUCCAUUUCUCUCUAUAUAUAUAA
Messenger RNA from Acanthosepion pharaonis, 672 nucleotides. NCBI's taxonomy places the organism in Eukaryota, Metazoa, Mollusca, Cephalopoda, Sepiida, Sepiidae. The record is from the annotation of a GenBank genome assembly.